UGGGGCGCGCGGGGACGCGGCGAAGGGUUUGGCGCACGUUCCCUAGCCGUGGAAUGCGUCCAGAAUGAGUACCGUAGAACAAUAGUAAUAAAGGUGAUGAAGUAUCUAGAAUCCACGGCGCUGGCUUGCGGGAAAGGCUUUUCGGAACCUGUACAUCCUUCAGGGCUCCUUCCCGUGUUUUCGGCAUGGCUGCGGUUGAAUCCCUUCUGAGGCUCAAUUUCCUGGACUGUAAAAUGGGGAGAAUGGUGGUUUUUGCCAGGCUAUACCUCCCUUCUCAAGAUCGGUUGAGGGUCUCUGCUCAGAAAAUGGAGUCCAGACUACUUUGUGAACGGCAAAGUAAUGUAAAAAUGGUGUUCCUGUUGAAAGUAGGAUGUAGAGCCAUUGGGAAAUGAAAAGCUUAAGGGCAUUGAGGGCUUGACAGAACAGAGGUAAAUCUGAGGUUCUCUAAUGAUCUUGCUUCACCAUGGCUACAAAUAUGGAGGGGCUGGUUCAGCACAGAGUGGGGACCCAGCAGGUGGCUGAGGUACCACGGACACAGACCUCUCGGCCGGAAUCUCCAGGGAUGACCAGCCCCUCCCCGCGCAUCCAGAUAAUCUCCACCGACUCUGCGGUAGCCUCACCUCAGCGCAUUCAGAUUGUGACAGACCAGCAGACAGGACAGAAGAUCCAGAUAGUCACCGCAGUGGACGCCUCCGGAUCCCCCAAGCAGCAGUUCAUCCUGACCAGCCCAGAUGGAGCUGGAACUGGGAAGGUGAUCCUGGCUUCCCCGGAGACCUCCAGUGCCAAGCAGCUCAUAUUCACCACCUCAGACAACCUCGUCCCUGGCAGGAUCCAGAUCGUCACGGACUCUGCUUGUGUGGAACGUUUGCUGGGGAAGGCUGACGUCCAGCGGCCCCAGGUGGUAGAGUACUGUGUAGUCUGUGGCGACAAAGCCUCUGGCCGUCACUAUGGGGCUGUCAGUUGUGAAGGUUGCAAAGGUUUCUUCAAAAGGAGCGUAAGGAAAAACCUGACCUACAGCUGCCGGAGCAACCAAGACUGCAUCAUCAAUAAACAUCACCGGAACCGCUGUCAGUUUUGCCGGCUGAAAAAAUGCUUAGAGAUGGGCAUGAAAAUGGAAUCUGUACAGAGUGAACGGAAGCCCUUUGAUGUACAACGGGAGAAACCAAGCAAUUGUGCUGCUUCAACUGAGAAAAUCUAUAUCCGGAAGGACCUGAGAAGUCCUCUGAUAGCCACUCCCACGUUUGUGGCAGAUAAAGAUGGAGCAAGACAAACAGGUCUUCUUGAUCCAGGGAUGCUUGUGAACAUCCAACAGCCUUUGAUACGCGAGGAUGGUACGGUUCUCCUGGCCACGGAUUCCAAGGCAGAAACAAGCCAGGGAGCUCUGGGCACACUGGCAAAUGUAGUAACCUCCCUUGCCAACUUGAGUGAGUCCCUUAACAAUGGUGACGCUUCGGAAAUGCAGCCGGAGGACCAGUCCGCAAGUGAGAUUACUCGGGCAUUUGAUACCUUAGCUAAAGCACUUAAUACCACAGACAGCUCCUCACCUCCGAGCCUAGCAGACGGCAUAGAUGCCAGUGGAGGAGGCGGCAUCCACGUCAUCAGCAGAGACCAGUCCACACCCAUCAUCGAGGUCGAAGGGCCCCUCCUUUCAGAUACUCAUGUCACAUUUAAGCUCACCAUGCCCAGCCCAAUGCCAGAGUACCUCAACGUGCACUACAUCUGUGAGUCAGCGUCCCGCCUGCUUUUCCUUUCCAUGCACUGGGCCAGGUCAAUCCCAGCUUUUCAGGCACUUGGGCAGGACUGCAACACCAGCCUGGUGCGGGCCUGCUGGAACGAGCUCUUCACCCUCGGCCUCGCCCAGUGUGCCCAGGUCAUGAGUCUCUCCACUAUCCUGGCAGCCAUUGUCAACCACCUGCAGAACAGCAUCCAGGAAGAUAAACUUUCUGGAGACCGGAUAAAGCAAGUCAUGGAGCACAUCUGGAAGCUUCAGGAAUUCUGUAACAGUAUGGCGAAGCUGGAUAUAGACGGCUAUGAGUAUGCAUACCUUAAAGCUAUAGUUCUCUUUAGCCCCGACCAUCCAGGUUUGACCAGCACAAGCCAGAUUGAAAAAUUCCAAGAAAAGGCACAGAUGGAAUUGCAGGACUACGUUCAGAAAACCUAUUCGGAAGACACGUACCGAUUGGCCCGGAUUCUCGUUCGCCUGCCAGCACUCAGGCUGAUGAGCUCAAACAUAACAGAAGAACUUUUUUUUACUGGUCUCAUUGGCAAUGUUUCAAUAGACAGCAUAAUCCCCUACAUCCUCAAGAUGGAGACAGCAGAGUAUAACGGCCAGAUCACCGGAGCCAGUCUAUAGUGUGCACCGCACGCCUGCCGAGAAGCAGAAGGAUCCUCCCAGGACCGCUCAGAUAACAGAGAAAAUAAAGUAGUGGUAUUUUGGUAUGUGCAAAUAUUUCCAGUAUGUUAGCCAUUUCCUACCUGGUUUCUUCUUACCUGUUAAUCCCAAACAAUAGCAACUAAAAGACUAGUAGGAUCCUUUCCUGCCAUAAGAAAUGUUUUAAUGCCUUUUGAUGAAGCAGAUUUUGGAACAAUCUUUUAACCUAAUUUGUAUUUAGCGAUUCUCAAAGGGCAAAAAACAAAGAGUUUUAUAAUGUCAGAGACUAGUAUUAAACAAAACUAAACGAACCUAAGAAAACAGUAUGUGUGUAUAUAUAUAAAAUUUUCCUUGGAAUUAAUAGCUACUAAUUACCAGGGUAAAUAAUAUUAGCACUUUCUAAGCACUUCUUAUCAAUGCGUAUGUUAGCAACAUCUUGCCUGUGGGCAGGACAAAUGGAAAACUGUGUAUGUCUUUUGCCGAAAUGCUAAUGAUUUCUGUGAAAACGCAAUAGGGUACAGGAGACAAUCAUUUAUGUUUAAGAAAAGAUGGCAUCAUUCCUAAUUGUAUGCACACAUUAGUGGUGUUGAACUAAAUUCCUAUGAACGAUUGAGAAUGUGGCUCAUGUGUAUCAUGCAGUAAGUGGGAGUGUGGUAGUGCAGUCGGUGGGGACCCCAACCGGAAGCUUCCUCAGCUGGUGAGUUGAUGAUGCUUGUCAGGUUCCCUGACCUCUGGUUCUGGUCUGUGACUGGCAUCUACAGGCUCCUCCAAACCUAGGGCUCUCUUGAUGACUGGUUCUCAGAAUUGGAUUGCAACCAGUCAGACAUAAACUGCCAAUUCCUGCAGCAAGUGAAAACAUGCCCAAAUCACCUCCACCACUCACGGCAGACAGAGCCUUCUGACCAAAAAGUGCAAGGUGGGCAUUUUGAACCUGACAGUAAUUCCUAAAUGCAAUCUGGGGCGGUUGCUCAUUGUUCAGAUGGAGGAAGAAGGUCCCCUUCUCAGGGGUUUCCAUUCCAAACGCCCCCUUGAGAAGGGUCUGUAUUCCUGCAGUUCACUCAGAACUGUGAGGUGAUUCAGUGGGGAGGGGUGCAGGAUUUUGCUCCCUGUCCCAGGGUAGUGGUGAUGGUACGGCUGAAUGGAAGGGUUUCUCUGUUGACCUUGAAUAUCAGGGUUUUUCAAAGUGUUUCCAGACUCUGCAUUUCUGUUGGCAGAUCUUUGAAUGCUACUGGCACACCAUGCACUUUGAUCCCCCCAGGUGUGUACCAGCAAAGAACCCUGGAGCAUUUUGGGUGAUGUAUGCAGAAGCAGCCUACCUGCUCCUUAUAAAAAACCCAUAACUCCCAAAGUUAUCUUUGUCCUAAGUUACAGCCACCAUCAUUUACAAGAGCAGAAUGCAGUAUAAGGAAGUUCUGUCUAGAGAAGAGCAUAAAUUCCCAUGGAUGUGAGUAAACGGUGGGCAUUUCCUGCUUAGGAAAGUGGCAUGUCCAAGACCAGAUCAGGUACUCUCCGUUUCCUUUUUGUACAGCCCAGAUUAAGAAAAUACAGCAUUAGUUUAAAUUUGCUUCUCCCAGGACCUCUUGACCAGAUGGUAUCCAGAAAGAUCCCAGUGUACUUCCCCUGCCUCACAGGCCCUCUCUGGUCUGGCUUGGGCCCUAGUCAGGGUGGGGCCUCAUGUGCUAUGUAGGUGCCCAGCCAGCUAGCCACUGGCUCUUGACAAAAUAGGAUUCUCUGUUCUGAAGUGUUAGGAGCACUUGGUGAAAGUCAUUAGUAGGAAUUAAGUGGGGAUGGUAUCUCCAACUUCUAAAUUCCUGUUUGGAUUUAAUUAUAUUAUUUAUAGUUCAUGACUUGGAAACACAUUUUGGAGAUAAUAGGGGUGCCUGUUAUAAAAUGAUGGAAAGAAUUUAAUUUUGCCAGCUUAAAUUUUUGGUUUCUAACUUUGAAGUGAUUUAAAUUUCAAAAUUAAGAAAAAAACAGCCAAGACAGUAGAGUUAGGGCAGGUCUGUUUCAUUUCUACUCAUGAAGGAUUUUAGCAGAGGGUAUUUUCAAGCACGUUUAUGCAUCUUUCACAGCAAGUUGCCUGUUUUCUGUUCGAUUUUUUAAUAUAAGCACGUCUGUUGAUCACAUAGCCAUUCGGUGGCAAUACCGGUGUCACAUCUCCCAGAUCUGAGUUCUCCAUGUUAGGGAAAAGGCCCACCCCUCAUUCCCAGGGGUGGGCCCUGGAAGUCCUGUGUCCAUUCGGCUUGUAGAUACCUUUGCCUUUAGACAACGGCAUGGCUUAGCCAAGACCUCGACCGAGGUCCCAGCAAUGCACUGUUGAAAGUUUUGGAGCAGAGAAGGUGAUAAACCAGCAGGAAGACAGGGAACAUUUGGGUGAGUGUUGCACUCUGGCCAGGUAGCCCUGGACAAAAAUCGGUUCAGCUUGGAGGGUUGUUGAUUUUGACCUAGUCUUGCCCCUUGAGUCCCUUCACUGGUGAUGGCUGAUGGCAGUGGACCAUUUUGGGCUUUGAACACUCAGUUUCCCAGAUCCUCUUGGCUUUACUUUGAAGUAGCCUUUUCCCUAAGGAUCAUGUUCACACAAGCUGAUUUCUUGCUGCCCCAAAUCAUUUCACACCUUGGACAGCAGGUCCAUCCCAUCUUGUCAGAUUGGUUAAGAGAAGCCCAAAGUCCAGACUUUUUUAAAGGGAUCCCAAGCAAAUACCGAGGCUCAACUUUCACAAGGCUUUUACCCCUCGUUGGUAGUUGAUGAAACUCUAGAUUUGGUUAAGUGAUGCCAGCUCUCUGCCCAAGAGCAGGUUCUUAGUCACACAGCCUGUGCACAUGUCCCUUCUGUUAACCUGGCCCUUCUUCCCUUGUGAGGAGAGGUCUAUCAGCUAAAGGAGGUAGUGAUAUACACCAUUGUUUCUUGAUGAAAUGGGCUCUUUUCCAGCAGUAUCUCAGAUAAUGCUAGACAGUUAUAUGUUGAAAUUCUGGAGGUCAUUACAUAUAACCAUAGGACAGGAAGAGACAGAAAAAUUACUCAAGCAAAUGAUACUUUCCAAGCUAUUCCACCCUUCUGAUUUGAAAUUUGUAUGUGUGUCUAUUUGGGGGUUACCAUUAUUUAUUGUCUAGCUUCUGCCAUGAGGCUGUUCUUGGGGUUCUUUUGUUGUUUGGGUUUUUAUAUUUCAUUGCAGGUAUAGUCACUUGUAAGAUGUUAUGUAAAUGCCCUCAAGAGGGAUGGUUUCCUAGCUUCUCAGUAUUAAAUGUGAACUCUGUUCUGAGGCAGUUGCCACCAGCCAUGGUGAUCACAAUGGAUGCACCUACUCUUGGGCUCCCUGACGUGGCAGCCACAUAGCGCUGGAGCGCAUGGUUGCAGCCAUAGUACAUAUUUACUUAGCUGUUUUGCUUGUUUGGGGGAUGGCCGUGGCAGGAAGGCUAAGAUUUAGAAGGGCUAUAUCUAGUGCUUUUAUUCUGGGGGAAAAUGCAUCCUAAUCCUUUGGGGUGAUUUCCAGUAGUCUUGCCCCCAGCCUGCUCUCUGCCUGACAAGCAGCCCUUGGCUAUGAAUCCAAGUUCUAGGACCUGAUCAGAUCAGAGUCCAGAAGUUUGUUGCCCACUUGCCGGUGGAAAGGGCCUUAUGUGCAGUGGGGCUAUCUAGAUGACAUUUCAUCUCUUAAGUGUAGGCCAUGAAGUGUCAUCUUCUGACAUUCGCUUUUAUCCCCGGGCGGGGGGGGGGGGGGGGGGGGAGGUAGGGAGGCAGUGCCCUUUAGACCCUGGAAGGUUGGAGCAGGCCAGGCAGGCCCACAUGCUUCCUUUAUCCCACUUCCAGUCUCUAGAUUGUACGGCUCUUUGAAAAUGUCUUAACUUUGAUGUAAAUUUGUAAAGCCAAGCCCUAAUCGAGGUAGCGGGUUUGGGUCUUUUGUACACAGGGUUCUGGACACCCCCACGUGUGCCUCUUGCCAGCGCACACUUGCGCAUGUCCAGCCCUGGGGUCCCUUCAGCGGCAUUGUGCGUGUACAGAUUUAUAGGCUUGUAUGACUGAAUGAAUGUACAUGUGUUUAUAUCUAUAUAUGUACAGUGUAUAUAGUGUGUGUAUGUGUACAUAGAUGUAUAUUAUGUAUACAGACAUGUAGCCAUGUAUCCAAAAUUUCCUUAUGUUUUAAAGAGAGUCUAUGAUAGAGUUGCUAAAGUAAAUGGAUGUGGGUGUUCCAAGGUCCCUCAGCAGGAUGGAUUUGCUGAUAUUUUAACUCCAUUUUCCUUUGGGUGAGCCUGGCUGGGAAAGGCCAUGAAGACAGAGUCUCCACUCUGUACCAGGGAAGAUUCCAGACAGAAAAGGUCCUGACAGGAGGACACUGCCGUAUAUUCUCUAGGUUUAGGCAAGGGCCAGAAAGGUAGAAGACCGUUCAUCCUUAUGUCCAAAACUAGGUGGGGACCUUUAACUUGGCUGCCACACACCUGUUUAUGGCCUGACUAGAAGGAACUUGAUAGUAGGAGCUGUCGGCCUUCCCAGACACUCGCUUUGUCAUGUGGUCCAGAGACAGGCAUCAUAGUCAGAGAUUCAGAGUGGUCCUUGUUCUGGGGCCUGACUCCUCAUGUGGUAGUGAUUUCCUAUGCUCACCCGGAUUUAGCAAGCGGUGGGCACUGCCCGGUGAGUAAACAGAUUCCCAUGUCUCUAGUGCCAGUUGAAAAAAACCUACCAAGCAGUCUUUUAAGAUAAACAUGAAUAUGAUGACUAAAUUAUGGAAUACUAAGUUACAAAUCUUAAAUUACUUCUCUAGCAUGUGAAUAAAAUCCACUGACGUAAAUCCUUCCUAUAAAUUGAUUUAAACAUGUCAGAUAAAAAUUGGGUUUUAAUAUGGCUACAUGUGCCCUGUAAGCUACAGAUACCUAAUUUUCCUUGCCCAGGUCUAUUCUGAUGAAUUUUCCCCCUUAAUCGGGCUUUAAACUGAGACACGGCACGCGGGAGCCAGGGCCCAGCCCGGCGUAGUUGCUUGCAGAGCUGGUGAAUGGGGCCUGCCUGGCAGGAGGGCUGAAAGCUGGCCCGCUGAAGGGAACUGGAGAACGGCAAAAACUCACAUAGCCCAUAGGUUUUCUGUUGUUUUUUAAAAUAAGCUACCGAAAUGUUUGAAAACACUUCAUUGAGACUAUAGUACUCAGUGCCUUUUGUGAGACGGUGGGUCAUUUAGCCUUCAGCUUCCCCUAUAUUUGAUGUAAAAGAAGCUCCUACUUCGCUGGCCUCAUCCAACAGUACUUCCUGACCUUCCCCUGUCCUUGCCUGUCGUGACAAUCACACUCUUGAAGGUGGCUUUCCAGUUAAAAUACAAGAGGAAGCUUGACAGUCUCUCAAUCUUCAAAGUAAAAGUUUUCAUUUGGGGCUAUCUUAACAGCAAUCUAAGAGUAAUUAAAGUUUGAGCUUAAAAAGAGUAUCUUAGGGGUGGGGAAUGUCGGAGAUACUUUUAAGGCCCAGCUAUACUUCCUGUUCAGAAGCCAGUAAUUCUGGUGUCUCAAUAUUUAUACACACAGCAUAGAAAAAAUGCUAUAAAAAUCAAUGUUCAGCAACAUUUAUCAACUGACAGAUUGUGAGAAAGCUUAAUAUUUGGAUAACAUUUGGAAGUAGUAGACUUUAUGUUAAAAACGACUUCUCUUUAGGAACGUGUACUCAAUUACCAUUUUAACGACCAGAGCGGCCACGGGCUCAGACGAUGCCGCCACACAACUCAAGUGCUGGGAUAUUUUUCUACAGCCUCCAUUCUCCCAACUACCUUGUAAUAAACCAGUGUUCAACUAGUUUUAUAACUGAAAAGCUGCACAUUUUUCAUAGUACAAACCCUAGUUUUUACCUGUAGUUUGGACCUCUCCGUUAAAAUGUAGCUGCAUUACCGGCCCUUUUAAAAGACAUCUGUUAAAGGAAAAUUCGGGUGUUAGAUUUUCUUGGGACCGUUUCUGUAACUUCUGCCCUUCACAAUAUAGAAAAUACUGUUUAUGCCAUUACAUUUUAAUUCCAGGUUUAAAACCUGUCGAAAGCUGGAGCUUGAAAUCAGCUUUAUGUGAUGGCAUUUAAAAAAUAGCAUGUUCUUUUUAAACUGAAUUUUAUAUCUAAUCAGUGUCUUCAGUCUUGAAGAAGAAUUUGCAUUGUUGUGUUUGUAUAUAGAGUAUUGCAGUGCAUGAAUUAGCUUUUAUGCAUUUUAUUAAAUGCUGUCUCAAUGUGGCAUUAUUGUUGUGGCUUAAUACUACUACCUAAAUGAGGUUUAUACUAUUAAAAAAGUGAAUUAAAGACUAAA
Messenger RNA from Leopardus geoffroyi (Geoffroy's cat), 8628 nucleotides. It is a transcript of the gene NR2C2, whose product is annotated as nuclear receptor subfamily 2 group C member 2. Gene Ontology annotation, molecular function: RNA polymerase II cis-regulatory region sequence-specific DNA binding; zinc ion binding; nuclear receptor activity. The transcript has 15 exons. NCBI's taxonomy places the organism in Eukaryota, Metazoa, Chordata, Mammalia, Carnivora, Felidae. Gene Ontology annotation, biological process: cell differentiation; anatomical structure development; positive regulation of embryonic development. The record is from RefSeq and is a predicted model, not a curated record. The coding region runs from base 464 to 2353 and encodes 629 amino acids.